Messenger RNA from Hibiscus syriacus, 1538 nucleotides. Its product is annotated as methyltransferase-like protein 23. NCBI's taxonomy places the organism in Eukaryota, Viridiplantae, Streptophyta, Magnoliopsida, Malvales, Malvaceae. The coding region runs from base 423 to 821 and encodes 132 amino acids. The record is from RefSeq and is a predicted model, not a curated record. The transcript is spliced from 8 exons.
UAGAGAUAUUGGAAUUAGCCGUGUUGAUAUUUGCCGUCAUAUCAAACCCUAAUUAAAUCAAAACUGGAGUUUUCUUUUCCCUUCCCCUUCAAGUCUAACAAAUUGAUCGACCCAACAAAAGAAGUAUUAUCUUUUCGGUGGCUCAUCAACAAAUGAAGACGAUAAGUCGUCAUUUUUUCGGCGACUCUGAAAAAACCACCUUCUCCGCAUCGAUCAUUGAGAACAUGAAAGAAGACUAUGGCUUAUUCGUUUGGCCUUGUAGCAUCGUAUUGGCCGAGUAUGUUUGGCAACAGAGAUCUCGCUUUUCUGGGAACGAUGUAGUCGAGCUUGGAGCGGGAACUUGCUUACCUGGAUUGAUGCAGUGUCUUUUAGUUGAAAUUUGAUGAUUUUAUCCAAAAUUAAUUACUUUGGUGUUGGAAAACAUGAGAACAGUCUGUGAACUAAACAAAUUGAAGUGUGAAGUAUUAGGACUAACAUGGGGAAGUUGGGAUGAAUCCAUAUUUAGUUUACUCCCGAAAAUUAUUCUUGGGGCUGAUGUUCUUUAUGAUGCACGAGCCUUUGAUGACCUCUUUGCUACUGUGACAUUUCUGUUUCAAAAUAAUCCAGGCUCGGUUUUCAUAACAACUUAUCAUAAUAGAAGCGGUCAUCAUCUUAUUGAGUUCCUAAUGGUCAAAUGGGGACUCAAAUGUGUGAAACUUGUAGACGGUUUUUCGUUAUUGCCAUCCGAUAAGGCAGCUAGGCUUAGUGGAAACAUUCAGUUGGCUGAAAUUGUGUUGAGCCAUGAGCAGAUUGAGGAAACUUCUUCCUCUGGUGCUAGAUGAUCAUGUUUAAUUCAUUCUUAUAUUAACCGACUUUAAUUCAUUCUUAUAUUAACCGACUUAUACUGCUCUUCGUAUCAGAACUGAGCUAUGCCUUUAAAGACAAGCUCAAGUCGAAUAAUAUAAUAACACUUCGUUGUUGCAGACAAUGGCCGGAAACUAUUUCCAUUUUAUGUUUAUGAUUAGUUAGAAAAUGGCUUGUCAAAUGUUGCUCUUAGUUUCACUCCGAGUAUUCUAUCAUUGAGGCAUAUGUAUGUCCUGUCUGUCGAGUCGAGCUGAUGUUGAACCUAGAGAUACACGGCUAAUUCCAAUAUCUCCAUUGUAGUCUUGUAGAGAAUACCUCAACUUAUCGCUUGCUUCUACUUGAUAUUUGUAAGAGUUUGGUAAAGUCGAAAAUGUUUGGCACUGUUAGCCAUCGAAUUCCCUUUGGCUUUACCACUGAUUGUAUGCUUUCUUAAUGCAGGAUGUUUGCUGAAUCGAUGCAACGAUGCUUGCUGAAUUGGUACAUUGAUGCUUGUCGGUUGAUGUUGUCUAUUACUCACUGAUGCCAUGUAAAUUAUUGUUGUUGGUCCGACUUAAAUCAAUUUUAGAACCUUAUAAUUUCUUAUCUAAAUAGUUACUCAUGUUUAAUUAUGUUGGUGGCAUUUUAGCUUUUAAAGCUAGAAAGUUGCCCAUAAUUAAACAUGUUGGCAGUAUUUAGGUAUAUGCUCGAUGAUGAUA